This is a messenger RNA of Pecten maximus, 1760 nucleotides long. Its product is annotated as mannosyl phosphorylinositol ceramide synthase CSH1-like. NCBI's taxonomy places the organism in Eukaryota, Metazoa, Mollusca, Bivalvia, Pectinida, Pectinidae. The record is from RefSeq and is a predicted model, not a curated record. Gene Ontology annotation, biological process: mannosyl-inositol phosphorylceramide biosynthetic process. The transcript has 2 exons. Gene Ontology annotation, molecular function: mannosyltransferase activity. The coding region runs from base 89 to 1186 and encodes 365 amino acids.
GUUGAGUUACUUCCCUUGACAAAGUCACUUCCGUUGAUGGAGAGGCCGUCUGUUGUAAAUUUUAGAAAGUCAACAAGAACGUUUAUGUAUGCUACAAAUUACUGAUGUUUCAUCGUCUUCAUCCACUGAGUUACAAGAAGGACCGAUGAGGAAGAUGAAGGGUUUUAUUUCGGCCUUUGGUAGCCCUGGAACACUUAAAACUCUUGCUGUUGGAAAUUUCCUGCUUUUUCUACUUCACUGGAUCAUCAAAUUCGAACAAGUGCGCCUUCAUGGGAAUUUUCAGGACCUAGACAUCCCUGUUGAAAAUGGGUUUGUUCCAUUAGGACUGAAGAAUUAUGAAUCAUUUCCAAAUUCUGGAUCCUAUAGAAUCCCAAAGAUUAUACAUCAGACAUGGAAAAACACAGAAAUUCCAAGUAAAUUCAUAAACUGGAUUAAAACUUGGAAAGCAAAUCACCCAGACUGGGAAUAUUUUCUUUGGACAGAUGAAAGUGCACAUGCACUUAUCAAAGAUAAAUACCCAUUCCUGUUGUCAACGUUUGAUAAUUAUUCAGAAGGUAUUCGUAAAGCUGACGCCCUGCGCUACAUCAUUCUGUAUGAAUUCGGAGGUGUUUAUGCUGAUAUGGACCUGGAAAGUUUAAAACCUAUAGAUCCUAUGGCAAGGAAAUACUCUUGUUUCAUAAGUCAGGAACCAUACGAACAUCCGAUCCUUGACGCAAAUUUUGAACACUUAGUAAUCAAUGCUCUCAUAGGUUGUCAAGCGAGGCAUCCAUUCAUGAAGAAACUAAUGGACAAUUUACCUGCGUUCCGUCACAUGUGGAAUGUUCUUGAUAGCACAGGGCCCCAUUUUGUGACACUUAUUUAUAAUGAUUAUCAGCAAAACAACAUUUCUCCCUCUGAAGAUCAGGGUGUAUAUCUGUCUCCUCCCGAGUACUUCUUCCCAACCAUAGAUCCAGCAAAACAUUUCUGGUUCCGCAUGCAAUGUGGGAAAUUCCACAAAUUAAGUGAUUUGCAGAAAAAAGCUUGCAAAACUCUUAAAAUAAAAGGUGUGAAUCGAAAGCCAACAUCUGUGGCUUUCACUGAUCAUCACUGGAUACAUACAUACAUAGACUUCAGGGUUUCUCUCAAGGGCCCAGUCAAUAUUUUCCAAAUUGUACCAGAUGCUAAGAUAUAUGGCAAUGCUAGAUAGCCUAUUUUAAUUCUUUGUUUUGAUAACUUUAUAAAUAAGGAAAAUAUUUCAUUAUAAUUGUUUAGUUGUUGUACAUAAACAUUUCUUUUAAAAAGACAUAGUUUGAAUAUCAAAAAGUAAAUAUAUCAAUGGAAUUGUCAGUGUAUACGUUAUAGCAUAUUUACUUAUUUCUAAUUAGGACCAUGCAUGAUCCCAAUAAGACUGUGAAAAGCAUAAGCAUGUUUUCUUUAAUUUCUUGUGUAUAUGUCUGACUUCACUUGGUUGUCUUUGUGCAGGUUGAAUUGUUUCUACUUAAUAUAAUAAAUAACAAACAACAGAAAAUAUCAGUUUAAUAUUUUAUUUUUUCCUGUCAUGUUCAUACAAAAGCCUUUGACAUACUGGAAUACAGUACAUUGAUAGAUUCUGUAAGAUGAGUAGUUUGAUGAAUGAUGAUGUGAAAAUAAGUUAUUUCCCAUGACAACUCUAGCUAUCUCUAUAUAUUGAGUGCCAUAAUCAUUAGACAUAUAUACCGUAGGUACUGAUAGGAAUGUCAUUCAUGAUAUCACAAAUAAAGAUACAUCGUUCAUGAUAUCAC